AUGGUUAAUCUCGCAAUAGUCGGUCCUGGUCUUGCAAUUACUUGCACCGGUUUGAGCAUUGCUGGAAUUAUAUUCCUUCUUGUUCUCGGUGCAUUAUUCAAAGCAGAGGUCGAAGGCUUGACCGAGUCGACAACGGAUCCUGAUGACCCUCAGGCUGUUGCUUGGGCAUGUUUUAUGGCUGCCGGAAUAUAUGCGGGACUUUUCUUAUGCUGUGGAUGUCAAGCCAAAGGGAAAAAGAGAUGGGGUUCUGUUGAAGGCAAAGUGAAGAAACGACGUUAA
Messenger RNA from Paraglomus occultum, 279 nucleotides. The record is from the annotation of a GenBank genome assembly. NCBI's taxonomy places the organism in Eukaryota, Fungi, Glomeromycota, Glomeromycetes, Paraglomerales, Paraglomeraceae.